AUGGUGGAGGGCACACAAUGGAUCGAACUUUUCGACGGUAAGCAGUUCAGUCGAAUACUGUACACUAAUCCGGUAUGCUUACUGGGAACUUUUAAAGAGAAGCAGAAAGGACAGGAUAGAGCCUUUAGCAAUGUCAUGAUCUUGUCGUGGCUAACAGCUACCAAUAACGAGGGACGAUUUAUGUUUAGUUUAAACCGGAGAAGGCACAGCGCCAGUAUCCUCACGGUCAACCCAGAAUUUACACUAUCAAUCCCAGUUCGAGGGAUGGAAGAUCUUGUUUGUAAUGUCGGUUCAAUUUCUGGGAGCUUUGGCAGCAAGUUCCCUUCAGAUUACACUCCAAAGCUCUCUUCGGACGCGACACGCACCCAAGUAGCCCGCAAAGAACCAAGCAGCAACCGAGAGCGGAAGAAAGACAAACGCUUCUCGCACGGAAUUCCUGAUCUAAAGCAAGUACCUCUAGGUGAAGAAGAAGGUAAUUUAGAGGAUAGGAUAUUCUGCAUCGCUGGGACUGUUGCUCACCUUCGUUGCCGCGCAUACACAAUAAUGGAUGAGCCAGUCAUCGACUGUGACCACUACUUGGUAUUGGCCGAAGUAAAAUCUGCCUUUGUUAAAGAAUCCUACUGGGACGCUAAAAAAAAUUUGUUUCGUCCUUCGCCAGGGGACCAGCCCUGUUUGAAGUUUUUCGGAUCACAGCAAUUUGGUUACGUAGUGAAGCAAAAUACUGAACCUGAUGGCAAGUAA
Molecule: messenger RNA, 741 nt
Organism: Phaeodactylum tricornutum CCAP 1055/1
Lineage: Eukaryota; Bacillariophyta; Bacillariophyceae; Surirellales; Neidiaceae
Exons: 1
Coding region: 1-741 (246 amino acids)
Molecular function (GO): FMN binding
Source: RefSeq, a predicted model, not a curated record